Molecule: messenger RNA, 1191 nt
Organism: Teleopsis dalmanni
Lineage: Eukaryota; Metazoa; Arthropoda; Insecta; Diptera; Diopsidae
Exons: 3
Coding region: 205-1095 (296 amino acids)
Source: RefSeq, a predicted model, not a curated record
GCUACAUGGUGGAUAUUUAUUACAAUUUUAACUUCAUUUUACACAGCCAAUUUAACAGCAUUUCUUACAUUAUCUAAGUUCACGCUUCCUUUCAACACCGUAAACGAUAUUCUCUAUAAGAAUAAACAUUUCGUAUCAAUAAGGGGCAGAGGAAUUGAAUAUGCUAUUAGAAGUGAAAACGAAGAUCUCUCGUUGCUGAACAACAUGAUAAAAAGCAACCAUGCUGUGUUUUCUGAAGAGCAGAACGAUACGUCAAAUUUACGCACAUUUGUUGAAGGAGAUGGAUAUGUUUUCGUUAGAGAUCGGCCAGCAAUCAACCACGCAUUAUACAUUGAUUACCGCUAUAGAAAAACCAUCAGUGUGGAUAAUGAAAAAAUACAUUGCCCAUUUGCGAUGGCGAAAAAACCAUUUUUAAAAAAGAAACGAUCUUUUGCAUACCCAAUUGGAAGCAAUCUUAGCGAACUUUUUGAUCCAGAAUUAUUGAAUCUUGUUGAAUCUGGAAUCAUUAAACAUCUUUCAGUUAGAGGCUUACCCAAUGCAGAAAUAUGCCCUCAAGAUUUAGGUGGCACUGAACGUCAGUUACGAAAUGGAGACCUUAUGAUGACUUAUUAUAUAAUGGCAGCUGGAUUUAUAACUUCAUUAGUUGUAUUUACCACAGAAUUCAUAUUUCGGUACAUUAAUAGCCAGCAUACUACUAAUGCAUUAACUAAUGGCAGUAUGUUACGUAAAAAAAAUGGUCUUCUCGUAUUUGAUUCAUCACAAUCUUUCGACCACAAUAAUCAGCACUCUAAUAUCACACCUCCACCACCUUAUCAAAGCAUUUUUAGCAACAAUUUUAAAAUGCAUAAUGACCACAUCCCACAUAAAAAACUUUUUGUAAACCCAAACAGGACUGUGCAUGGAGUUAAAAUGAUCCGUUCCGAAAGUCGAAAAUAUAACCCGGUAUCAACAGAAACAGUAGAUGAAUUAAGUGUUGUUCAGUGGUUUUCAAAAGGACGAAAUUAUUUGAUCCAACAGAGUACAAAUGGUCACAAUCACUUAGUACCCGUUCAAACACCGUCACUAGCAACUUUUCAGUAUACUUACACAGAAUAAUUUUUAAAUUGGGUGUUUUUUCGUAAAGACAAUUUUUAAACAACAUGUAUGCAAGGGUAAUUGUAAUAAAAUCAUCAUUGAUGUAAAACUAAUAGA